AUGUCAAACUGUACUUGUUCAAGUUUAAUUGAAGCAAAAAGUCUUCUUCUCAAAACAGGUAAUGCUGUAUUAUCUCAUCGUCAAAUUGGUAAAGUUGAAGCCUCUUGGACUAUAUUAGGAAUUCCUCUUUAUCAUUCAUCGAUCAGAUGUAAAACUUUAUACAUUUCUUUACCGUGGGAGGAAGAGAGAAUACUGAAACGAGGACGAACUAUAGUUACUACUACAGAUGACUUUGUAGAAUCACUUACUGAUCGAUACGUCAAACGACCACAUACACCGUCUGUUAUUGAUCAAUUAACUUUAUUUGAAUUUCUAACUUGGUUCGAUUUUGAUCGAUCUUCUUCUCUCAAUUCCGAACAUAUGUUAGAACAAUCACUUCUGGAAAAUCCUCUUUGGCAUACGACUUUUGAUCAAUCACCUUUACUUAAAACAUCAAAUUAUCUUCCUCGUAUCAUCUUAUCAUGUGGAACAAUACUAAUUCAACAUAAAGAACCAGCAUGUAUUAGUUUUACUUGUCGUUAUGAUGAUUCUAUGUUAGCAAUUUACUCAAUUCUUUCUAUUGGAGUAUCGUAUCGAGAUCCGAUUGAACAAUUUCUUAAUGGUAAACAAGAGGUUGACAUAAAAGCUAUCCAUCAAAUCUUAUUAAAAUAUAAAGCACAGUUACUGAACCAGUUCUCUACUUUACCUGGAGCAUACAAAGUACAAAUGAUUAAUGCACUUGAACAUUUAUGUGAUUUGAAUAGUCAUGAUUUUUUAAUAAAACCAAGAACAUCUUUUAUAUUUACAACAGAAGAUGAAGAAAAUAUUGAAGAUGAAACAAAUAACAAUACCGAAGAGAUAAAUCAAACAAACUUAGAUAAUUAUACUACUGAUGCGUCUAAAACGUUUUUACCUGAAAAAAUUACGAGCGAAGAUAAAGCAUACAUGUAUUUGAAUAAUGACAUAGAAAUGAAUGCCAAAUCUUCUAAAACAGAACAAUUACUUAAAACAGCUAAUAUACAACAACAGUUUUUAGUUAAAUUUUUUCGACAAUAUCUUCUAGCAUUAAUGAUCUACGAACAAAAUCAAAUUCAACAAAAAAAUAUGUCGAAACCCCUUCCUUUUCACAUUAUUGUAAAUGGUUUAGCUGGCUCAGGAAAAUCUUAUGUCAUCGCAAUCAUUGAACAAAUGUUAAGUGACUUUUGCAUUAGUGAAUCUGCUGUUAGAAAUCGACCGCUUUUACUAUUCGGAGAUCUGGCUCAAUGUGAACCAGUGGCGGCAAAGCAAAUUUUCUGGGCACCUACUGGUGAAACUUUUUCUCUUUGGUCUGAUUUAUUCAGACCAAUCAAUUUCAAUAUCAAUAUGCGACAAGGUGAAGAUAGAACUUUUUUUGACAUUCUGUGUCAAAUGAGAUUAGGUGAAUACAAUGAAGACGAUGAAAUACAAAUAAAAAACAGAAGUAUUCGAAGAGAAGACAAUCCAGAGUACUACAAACAAAGAUUAUCUGAAUUACAAUCAAUUGAGUUUGAAAAUAGUAUUUAUACAUAUAGUGUCCGAUCUAAAACAUAUCAGAGAAAUUCUAUUAAAUUAAAAGAAAUAGCUAUGAAACUAAAAACACCAAUAUGGAUUAUUCAAUCUAUCGAUAAAAUUGGUAUGGUUAGAUCAUCAUUUUUCAAUCCAAUCAAAGCCAGUAAUAAGGAAUGUAAAAUUGUUUUAAAACCUUCCCAAGAUGAAAACGAAUGUGGAUCAAUGUUUGAACAGCUACCAAUAUGCAUAGGUGCUCGUGUAAUUUGCCGACGAAAUAUUGAUUUUGAUGGCUCGAUGGUAAACGGAACUGAAGCAACUGUAAACGAUAUUGUUUGGGAUAAUAUUGAUACUAUUAUAUUACCAAUGUCUAAUCAGUGUGUAUUUCCGAAUCUAGAUCAAGCAAUAACUACAGCAUUGCCUAAGUAUAUUGAACUCAAAUUAGUUGAUGAAUCAAUUUACAAAAUGCUUCCAGAAGAAGUCAGUUUUAAAGAUAAAAACGGAAUUUACAUGACAAGACGACAAUUUCCACUGAACCUUGGCUAUGCUAUAACAGUUCAUCGUUCACAAUGUAUGACAUAUAAUAAACUAGCUGUUGAUCUUACUGGUACAAACUGGAAACCUGGUAUGUUUUAUACAAUUCUUAGUCGUACACGAAAAUUAAGCGAUAUUAUCAUAUUGGCAUAUGAUCGCAAAUCUUUCAAAGUAUCUAAACCAGCACUCACGGAAAUGAAUCGUUUACAAAAAAUAGAACAAGAGUAUCCUAUCAAAAUUGAACAAUAUUUAGGAACAAAGAGAUAUAUUGAUUGGUGUCUACCACAAUUAUCUAACAUCGAUAAAUUGUCAUUAGUACCAUCUAACCAAGUGCACACAUGUAAUUUGGAUCGAGAUCAUAUCAAACGAUUAAAAUGUGAAAAAUCGAAUUUAUCUAUUAGUUCAUUUCUAAAAAUGCCUGAGGAUAUUAUUAUCUGUGAAUAUCAAGAACAAAAUUACUGUGGACGACAUGCCCUUCGUGCACUUUCACAAAAUCUUGAACUAUUUAGUGACGAUUAUUUAAUAAAUAUUGCUCAAAACAUAGCACAGCCAAAACGGCUAACGGUCAACCAACAUGAUUGA
This is a messenger RNA of Rotaria socialis, 2619 nucleotides long. The record is from the annotation of a GenBank genome assembly. NCBI's taxonomy places the organism in Eukaryota, Metazoa, Rotifera, Eurotatoria, Philodinida, Philodinidae.